CUGGUUUGUCACUGACUCGGUAGUACCACAGCAGCCAGCCAAACAGUAUCUUGAUCACAAACACACGCACAGACACACACACACACCAACAGCUAAAACAUAAGAAGAGUUUCGAGACGGAAGCAAAGAAAUUGGCUUGUUCCUCCACUCUGCUUUUCCUUGCUUUGCUUCCCUGAUAUGACCCUGUUCAGUCCAAGAUACAUGAGCAUGAGUGGAGAGCUGAAGUCGAGUCGCUCCAGGGCAGCUAGUAAGAGGGCCAGCAACACCACUUAUGGGUCAGAGUUUGAUCUGGACUACGACAGCUACCACGAGGAUUACUACGACAGGGCGUGUGACUAUCAGCGUGUGCCAGCCUCCCUCUCUCCUGUCCCUUCAGGACCAAGUGUGGCCAAGAGAUCCCGCUCCUCCUCCUACUCCUACUCCAGUGGGCACAGACGCAGUCGAGACAGAACCCACUCUAAGAGCUCAAGAGCCCACUCCACAAGUUCAAACACAGCCAAGUUGGGGAUGGAAGAGCUGCAGGUGAUUAAAAAAGAGCUGACUCUGAUAAAGACACAGAUCGAUGGGCUUCUUGACAGCCUUGACAGGAUGGACACACAGAAGAACGACCACAAAGAGUCUCCGCUGAGAGAGGACAGUCCGCUCAGCUUGUCCUAUGUGGUGACGGCCAGCAGUCCGGAGCAUUCCCUGUCCUCGCUCUCCCCACCCAGCUCCCGCCAUCGGAUCCACAGGGAGAGUCCCGACAUGAAGAUGAGCAGCCACAGCUCCGACCCCGAGGAGGAAAUAUGAGGGACAAACAUGAAGAAAACGUAGAAGACGUGGAUUAGGUGCCAAACAUGGACGAAGAGAAACCUGAACCUUCAAGUUAACGCCCACCAACAGAGGCUCAACGCGGCCUGGACAUAUCAGAUCAGAUAGCAUAUUUAUUAUUACCGCAGCUGCUUGGUUUUACUGGAAACAAGGACGCGACAACAAAACAUGAAUAGAAUUAACAAGAUUAUUUCAGAUUACCUUGAAAGAAACAGAAUGACGCGCUGAUUCUAUAUAUAACGUAAAUGUAAAUUAAAGCUGGAAGCUGAGUAAAGAUUAAAGAAAAUGAAUCGGUUCCGCUGAGGGCACGGAUCAAUAAGAACAGCAAUGCUCCCCAUGAAUCACACUGAUGGAAAAUGAAUUAGUUCUGGUCACAAGCCUCCCUCUGUAUUUUACUUAGGUUUGUCUUUUCUUUACACAAUGGAACAAUUAACAGCAUUAAUAGAUGCAUUGCAGAUUUCUUUUCAAAAGUCAAACAACAGUUCAAAUUUAAAGGAAAGAAUUAAAUCAGGCUGGAUGGAGAACCACUUCAUACAACACAGUAAUGAGAUCAGCCAUCUUACUGUAACUGGCUGAAUGUUUAGGAUCACUUAUCUGUUGGAAGGCUCGUCUACCCCUAUAAACGUUUCUCUUUUUUAUAGCUCUAUCAAUUUCUCCAUCAAAUCUGACUGAAGCAAAGGAAACCCAAAGCAUGAUGCUGCCCCCACCGUGUUUUACCGUGGGGAAGGUGUGUCCACGUUGAUGGACACACCUUCAUGUAGUGCAUGUAGUGUUGUACACUACAUGCACGACACUACAUGCAGUGUUAGUGUCAUGCAUGUAGGCCAAUAGCUCACUUUUGGUUUCAACUUCUGAAGACAACAGGGAUUUAUUUAAGAGUAGCAGAGUGAAGGGGGCUCUAUUUCCACUCUCUUCCAAUUUUUACUGUUGAAAAUCUUUUGAAAACGUCUCAUUUUCUUUCCAUUUCAUAAUAAUUUUCUACAUCGUGUUUUUCACAUGAACUCUCAAUAAAAUUCAGUGAAGUUGGUUGUUGAAACUUGACAAAAUGUGGAAAAAGGUCAAAGGUUAUGAAUGCUUUUGUAAGGAACUGUACUUCCUCCGCAACAGGUGUGCUGGUGAAAUAUUACAGGUCUCCUCUGCUACAUAUUUGGCACUUUGAAAUGUGUAAAGGCCCCAAUCAUUGUGUAAUAUUGUGCAUUAUUGUAUACUUUACUGUAAUUGCUUAGCUCUUGGAACUAAAUAUUAAGUUAGGACUUCUUGUGUGGUACUUUUUUAAGGAAAUUAAUGAUGUUAUAAAUAAUUAUCUAAUUCCUAUGUUGUUACAUGUUUUGGUUUGCACUAUCAAGAUAAGAUACUUGUUGUCACUGUAGUGAAAGUAUUUUCAUAUCGAGUACGUAUGCAGCACAUUGUGGUAUGUUUUUAUCUUGACAGACCAUUACAGAAAUGGAAGAAGAAUAAAAGACAAUGGUUGAAGAAGUGA
This is a messenger RNA of Poecilia latipinna (sailfin molly), 2290 nucleotides long. Its product is annotated as heterogeneous nuclear ribonucleoprotein C-like. The record is from RefSeq and is a predicted model, not a curated record. The transcript has 7 exons. Gene Ontology annotation, molecular function: RNA binding. Bases 178 to 789 code for a protein of 203 amino acids. Gene Ontology annotation, cellular component: nucleus. Lineage: Eukaryota; Metazoa; Chordata; Actinopteri; Cyprinodontiformes; Poeciliidae.